AUGGCGACCGAGUUGACCGUCCAGUCGGAACGUGCGUUCCAGAAGCAGCCUCACAUCUUCCAGAACUCGAAGACCAAGGCCAAGAGCAAGAAGGCUGGUCAAACCCGCCGCUGGUAUAAGGAUGUUGGUCUGGGUUUCCGUACCCCCAAGACUGCCAUCGAGGGCAGCUACAUUGACAAGAAGUGCCCCUUCACCGGCCAGGUCUCCAUCCGUGGCCGUAUCCUGACUGGCCGUGUCGUCUCGACCAAGAUGCACCGUACCAUCAUCAUCCGCCGUGAAUACCUCCACUACGUCCCCAAGUACAACCGUUACGAGAAGCGCCACAAGAACCUGGCUGCUCACGUCUCCCCCGCUUUCCGUGUUGAGGAGGGCGAUUGGGUUACCGUCGGCCAGUGCCGUCCCCUGAGCAAGACUGUCCGCUUCAACACCCUGCGUGUCCUGCCCCGCACCGGCAAGGCCGUCAAGGCUUUCAGCAAGUUCUAA
Molecule: messenger RNA, 483 nt
Organism: Penicillium alfredii
Lineage: Eukaryota; Fungi; Ascomycota; Eurotiomycetes; Eurotiales; Aspergillaceae
Product: 40S ribosomal protein uS17
Exons: 3
Coding region: 1-483 (160 amino acids)
Biological process (GO): translation
Cellular component (GO): ribosome; cytosolic small ribosomal subunit
Molecular function (GO): structural constituent of ribosome
Source: RefSeq, a predicted model, not a curated record